AUGAUCUUCUUAUUAUUAAAUCGAGCUUAUUCAACGUCAUCAAAAAAUUGGUUGUCUCGACAAGCGAAAGAUCCCUAUUGUAAACUUGCAAAGGCAAAUCAAUAUAGAGCAAGGAGCGCUUUCAAACUAAUACAAAUAAAUGAUAAAUAUCGUAUUCUGCGACGCAAUGAUGUAGUUAUUGAUUGCGGUGCUGCUCCCGGUGGUUGGACUCAAGUAGCUGUCGAAAAAGUCUCUAAAAAAGGAUUAGUGAUCGGCAUCGAUCUUUUACAUGUAGAUCCCAUUCCCCAUGCUCAUCUCAUUCAAGGGAAUUUUAUGCAAACUAAAACUCAAGACGAGAUUCAUCAUAUCCUUCAAGGUCGAUCAGUGAAUUUAGUAUGUUCAGAUAUGGCUCCUAGUUUUUCUGGUAAUCAUAUAGCAGAUCAUGCUCAUUCAAUGGAACUUUGUGAAUCAGCCUUGUCAUUUGCCGAAAAAGUAUUAUCACCGGGUGGUUCAUUUGUAGCCAAGUUUUUAAUGGGCGGUACAGAGCAUGAAUUUCGUAAAAAGUUAAAAAGCUUAUUUGCUAAAGUGAAAACAGAAAAGCCAGAUGCAUCGAGAAAACAAUCAACAGAAGGCUUUUUUGUGGCACUUGGAUAUAAAGGAUAA
Molecule: messenger RNA, 642 nt
Organism: Cokeromyces recurvatus
Lineage: Eukaryota; Fungi; Mucoromycota; Mucoromycetes; Mucorales; Mucoraceae
Product: cell division protein
Exons: 2
Coding region: 1-642 (213 amino acids)
Biological process (GO): RNA methylation
Cellular component (GO): mitochondrion
Molecular function (GO): rRNA (uridine-2'-O-ribose)-methyltransferase activity
Source: RefSeq, a predicted model, not a curated record